Molecule: messenger RNA, 1077 nt
Organism: Aricia agestis (brown argus)
Lineage: Eukaryota; Metazoa; Arthropoda; Insecta; Lepidoptera; Lycaenidae
Gene: mTTF
Product: transcription termination factor, mitochondrial
Exons: 6
Coding region: 73-1053 (326 amino acids)
Biological process (GO): termination of mitochondrial transcription; regulation of DNA-templated transcription
Cellular component (GO): mitochondrial matrix
Molecular function (GO): double-stranded DNA binding
Source: RefSeq, a predicted model, not a curated record
GUUUCAAUAAUCAAUGUUUUUAAAGAUAUUAUUAUAUACAAUUUAGAAUGAAAGCGAAAAAUUACAUUAAAAAUGUUUUCACGAGCAUUAACAACUAUUUUAUUGCCUCGCGCUGUGCAAUACAUUAAGUUAUCCUUACAAUAUUAUCACAAUAUUAGCUUAAAUUUUGAAAUUCCGGAUAAUAAAUAUUUUCUACCCAAUCUAAGAUACAAGAAUUAUGAUUCGAAAGUUUCAGAUAACUCAAGUAAAAUUAAAAUAAUAUCUUCUUUGAAUUUCAAAACAGAAGAGGAUGGUUUACCAUUUCAUGAACUUCCUAUGAGAACAUUACUACACAUAUACAAAACUACAUUAAGAGAUAAUGAGUGCGGAUACUGCCAAAAUAGACUUUACUAUUUAUCAGAUUGUCUCAAAUGUCCACCGUCUAUUUUGGGCAAACUUGUUGCUAAGAGAACCUUUAUAUAUUCUUUAUCAUUUGAGUGGCUUCAAAAUUCUAUGAAUAUACUAAAGGAUUACAAUGUUAGCAACGAAAGAAUCCUAAGAGAUUUAUGGGUACUAAAGUAUCAUUCAAAAACAAUAGAAGAUAGAUUUUUAAGAGUUAAAAAUUCAGGCAUCAAUACUUACUACCCUUGGAUGGUCAGAUGUUCAGAAGAUAUAUUGAGAAGAUAUAUAGCAAUAUCACAGGAGACAAAAAGUAUUUUAGGGGAAACAAAUACUACAAAGAAUUAUCUAGCGCAACGUUUAAAUACAACACCAGAAUUUGUUGAUGAAAUAUUUUUAAAAGUUAAAACACUGAAGUGUAUAAGAGUGACUAAGGUGAAAAAAUUUAUGGAUUUUCUCACCCAAGAAGGGUUUGCAGUGGAAGAAAUUGCUAAUAAGCCAAGAAUAUUAGCGGCUUCCCAGGACACAAUUGCGCAAAGGAUACGAAAACUAAGAAGCUUGGGUGUAGAUAAAAUCAAUUUAAGUGUGUUAUAUAGAAGCAAAAAAGACUUUAAAAAAAUUUGUGACUCCAUGAUGUACGCUAAAGCUGGUGUAAUAAAGGAUGUAGAAAAAUAAUAUAUUAAAUUACUGUAAUAUUAU